Molecule: messenger RNA, 6594 nt
Organism: Notodromas monacha
Lineage: Eukaryota; Metazoa; Arthropoda; Ostracoda; Podocopida; Cyprididae
Source: the annotation of a GenBank genome assembly
AUGGUAGUAUUCGUACUUCUACCGCUUGCUUGUCGCGCCGGAAAGUUGAGUAUUUCGCGCAUACUUCUCCCUGUCGAUACUGGCACUCCGAGUUCAAUGGAGCUCCACGUCAUCGAAGGAGGGUGUUAUAAAUGGACUUCCUCCCGCCCCGAUUUAAUUGAGGUACGGAGUGAGCAAACUGGAUGUUCGACGAAGGCAUUUGUUGUUGGAGUUUCGAAAAAAGCUUCUCCCGCGACGGUGACCAUCGAAGCUAAAGAUCCCGAGACGGGACUCACGCUGCUAUGUCAGGCAGUUGUCCUGGACAUAGCCUCCAUCCACGUCAAAACUGUCGCCCGGGAACUUUAUCUUGACGACAACCCAGUUGCUUUCGAGAUCACCGCGUUGGACCAUCAAGGGAAUCAAUUUUCAUCGAUCAAUGCGUUAAGCUUUGAAUGGAGUGUCGAAGCUGACCAUUCUGCGGAUUCUUCUCCUUAUGGACGCGUUUUACGCUUUUUGACGUAUGCUGAGUCUCCCUACGAAGCGCCCGACGCGAACAUCCAAGAAAUGGAGAAGCACGGUUCAAGAGGUCAUGUGGUAUUGGUGGAAGCUCUUCAUGUUGGAUCUGCCGUGCUGAAGGCAAAGCUUGCUGACAGCGUUUUCAAAAACGUGGAACCCGUCAGUGUGAAAAUAUCAGUCAUUGCGAAUCUUGUCUUAAGUCCGAGCAUAUUUUACCUAGUGCCACAGUCGCGCGUUCAGCUCAAGCUGUCGCAGAUCAAACGGGGUCAGUUCAACGUCUUGCCCUUGCCUUCUGCGCAGUAUCAUUUCCAGAGCUCAAACAUGUCUGUUUGCGUACUGGACGAGGAUUUGGGAAUUGUGACUGCUCAAAAACUAGGAUCCUCUGAAAUCGUUCUAAAAAAUAUGAAGUACCCGGAAACCAUGCACCCGACAAUGUCUGUUCUGCAUGUCGUUUUGCCUGCCUACAUCUCUAUUGUCGCCGUUCCGAAAAGUUAUCCUGAAAGUGGCUCAUUCGCCUUUGUUGCCGGGGAAAUUUACGAAAUUAUUAUUGAAGUUUAUUCGAUGAACGAUCAACUGAUAUAUCCGAGUGAAGGACUUCAGGUCGACGUGGAUUUUCCACAUCAUUUUCGGGUAUUAUCGCGCACUUCCAAUGGAACGUAUUCUGUUAUUCAAGCGAAUGCCUUAGGUGCAUCUGAAAUCGUUGCCACUCUGAAUACGAAGAAUUUGGUGGCAAAUGGAAAUUACGAAGAGGUGACGGGAACUGCCAAGUACGAAGUUUUCUCCAGGGUUCAAAUCAAGCCCAAGAAAGUGAUGCUUCCGCACGACUCGUCUUCUGGAAACGUGUAUCAAAUAGCUUUUGCAGCUACUGGUGGCGAUGGACAGUACAACUGGAUUGCAAGAAACGGGUCACGACUGGCUGUUUCUGAACGGGGAAUAGCAAAGAUAUCUUCCUCCGCAUCCGACGGCGUUGUUGAAGUAACUAUGCUGAGAAAUUCGAACAACAAAGAUUCUGCUGAAAUUCGACUUGGUCCUGCCGUUGCAAUGGAAAUUCUCGGAGGUCCUCGGGAAGCAGUGAUCGGUUCGAAACUUCAACUUUCGGUUGCCUUGUAUCCAACGAAGAUAACGUCUUCUGCGAUCACUUUCACACAGUGCCAGUUUUUCCCUCUUGACGUGACUACUUCAGAUCCGGAACAUUUUACCAGUGGUGAACCGCGAUCCUCGGAAUCCAGCGUCGGAUCUGCAUGUUCCCUCAUUGAUAUUGAAGGUUCUGUGGUUGGGUUCCCGACUGUAUCGAUUGCUGGAAGAACAGUAGAAAACGCCCUAUUGAAGUCAUCGACAGUCGUCGGAUUCUUUGAGAAACUACGGUUGAAGGACCAUCAGGAAAUUGUGCUUGCAAUUGCAUCCAAGUUCAACUUGAAAUUCGUCGGAGGACCUCAUCCGUGGGUCGCAAAUCCUGGUUAUCAUUAUGCGAAGGCGACGUCAGGCAAUGAGUCGUUGUUGGCUGUCAAAAAAUCGGCAACUGACAUUGGGAUGGGAGAUUACAGUGUUGAAUUAGCCUGCUUAGAUCUGGGGGAAACUACCAUUACGCUUGUUGUUGGGAAUUUGCCUUCGAAAUCGUUGCCGAGUCCCGUGGAAGAUUCCGUCACGGUGAAAAUAUUUUGCGAAGUUCCAAAAUCGGUUGAACUGAGCAUCGAUCAAAACCAAGCGAACGUCGCCAGGGGCUUAUGUCCAGUGAUGGCUUCUUCUGGCAAAGUAUCUCCUCCGACGGUUCCUGCAUUUUGUUCCGAGACGACGAAUUUCAUCGCAAGAGUUCUGGAUUCGCAAGGAAGACAGUUCACUUCCGUGUCUUCGCUGGGUAUUCAUUGGACUGCCUCGUCGAAUUCGAAGCAAUUGAAACUUGGAACCGAGUCUGGAACUUUGGGCGAGGAGAAGAUGGUUGGGGUUUUGAAAAAUUCUCUCAUUCCUGGUGGUUCGCCUGGCCAAGUGACGGUGCAAAUCAUAAUUGAAAGCUACAGAUCAGACAGCUCAGUUGGGAAAGUUCACUGGCGGGAGUACGCCCCAAUGACGGCAGCACUGGCUCUGAAUCUCGUCGAAAGGGUGUCAUUGAUGCCGUCGAAAGUUUCCAUCUUUAACCACCCCAUGAACGUCGCCAAUAUUGGAAUUCGUGGAGGUUCUGGAGUUUUCAACGUGACUUCCCAAUGUUCAGAUUUGGUGGCGAAGCUGAAUCAGCAGCUACGUGUCAUCGAUUUAACUCCAGUCCGCGAUGGCGCUUGUGAAGUUAAGAUUGUGGACUUGUGUUUGCCUGCUGAGUCAUCGGCAGUGGUUUCAGUGUCCGGGGUGGGAAGGAUUGAAUUGCAGUCUGUGUCCAAAGUGGAGGUUGGCAAUUCCGUCCUUGCAUCUGCCACGAUUUACGACAAACGAGGAUUUUUGAUUGAGGGUGAAUCUCUCUCAUUUUUGAAGCUUAAACCGUUGUUGAGCGGAAAUUUCUUGAGAGUGGAAAUUUCUCCCUUGGAGAAGCACUCUUCUGAAUUUUUGUUGAAGAUCGAUGGUCUUGCAAUUGGCCAAGCGACACUAGCUUUGGAAGCGGGCAAUUUGAAGUCCAAUUCAGUUAACAUCAACGUUUUCCCUGCUCUGAAGUUGGUGCCAAGAAACAUUACCCUCGUCCCAGGAUCUAUUUUACAAGUUGAAGCAACCGGUGGACCGAGCCCUGCAGGUGCACUUCAGUUCUCUAUCAAGGAUGUGCAUCGGGAGAAAAACGACAGGAGUAAUCUUCCGGUGGCAACCGUGACGGAUUCCGGAAUAGUCAAAGCGCAUCGUUUAGGAAUAGCUUUGCUGCGAGCUGAGUCUCAUGGAAUGGAAACAACUUCGACCCGAUCGGCGAGUUCCAGUGAUGAUAGGUUGACAGUGUACUCAUUUCACGAAAUUUACGUGCACGUUGUAAACUUGACGGGAAUUUUCCUUCACGUUCCUGUCGAAACCUUGGAACUAGGAUCCGAAAUGCCGGCACUUGUGAUUGGGCACCGGGAUUUCAGCAAGCUGACGCCGAUGGUUUUUGGUGCGUCGAAUCCCGAGCUCCGGGUCGAGUGGUCGGUCGUGCCAAGUGCUGCUGCUGUCGUUCUGAGUGGUCCUUUGUCGAAUGCGAAUAUUCGCGACGUGGGCGAUGUGAAUCGAUUUGCUGUUCGAGUCCAUGCCGUCGCGCCGGGGGAAGUUCAGCUCCGUGUCACUGUCAAGUCUCUAGUGGCAUCGAAUGACCGCCAUUCGAACCAAAUCUACAUGAACAGAGUUCUUCAAGAAGUGGUAAAAAUCACAGUCGUGGAUCAUCUUCUUUCACAUCCACCUUCCAGCCCUGGAGCAGCAAUUUUCAUAACCCCGAAUACGCGUCUGGUGCUGCAAUCGAACAAAAUUGCAAAUGAGAAAGUGCAAUUCUUCCCAAAGGACUCCUUGGAUGCGGCGGCAUUGACGUCCGAUGGCGUGUUGACGACUGGCUCGCAGAGCCUUGAGACCUUGGCGCUGUUGAAGGACUCCACUCAUCGUGCAGUUGCUCUCCUCAUCUCGAUAAAACCGUAUCACUAUUUGAUGGCCUCUGCAAGUCGUCGCUUGCGAGUGGACAGUAUCGGUGACGUUCACAGCAUCCCUGUUGGUCAUCAAGUCAACCUGCAAAUUAGCUUUCGGGACGAGCUUGGUCGUCAAUUCCACGCCGUGACAGCAUCGGUUCGACAUCAAUUGUCGCGUUACGACGUAGCUAGGGUGUUGUGGGCCACCACGAAAGAGGAUAACAAGACGGACCCGAAUGUGCUGCUCGUUGAAUGUUUGAAACGAGGUGAAGCUGUGCUGCAUGUGUGGGAUGCCAAUGAUCCGAAAAUGGAGGAUUUUGCACGGAUUUCUUGCGACUCGUUCAUAGCCCCUAUUGAAAUCACUGCGACGGUUGGAGACGCGGUUUGCUUUGAUUCGCCUCUGCUGUUUAGUGGUCGUCCUGGGUCUUGGACCUCGUCUUCUGAUCGCAUCUUAUUUGUAUCGCGGAAAGAUGGAGUAGGAGUUGCCAAAGAGCCUGGAAAGGUUGUGAUUUACUAUGGUGGUGUUGACGGGGAAGCGAAAACUCACGUGACCUUGGAUGUACUUCCACCUUCUGAAAUCAAACUUGUCCAGGAUCCUCAAAUCAGAGGCUUGAGUCUUGCUGUGAAUGCCGUGGUGGAGAUCCCGAUUCAAGUUACACCGAGUGGUUUGGUCAGUGAAAAAAGUCUCCGUACGAAGUUCUGCACGGACGACAAAGUUGCUCCAUCUGUCCCUCAUGUGCCAUUCACUUGCCACGGGAAGUUCGAUCGGUCUUUUUCGAGCACCUCGCUGAAGCUGGACUCAUUUUUCGGCGUGAAAGCCCGACUGAACCCGAUUGUUGGAGGAGUCGAGUGUAUCGUGAGUCGUCGCGAAGGUCUUGGUAUAGUCGAGAGCGAAGAACUGGCCAGAUUGAAUCCAGUUAUUCUUGUGUGGGCCACGUUGGACGGGAGGAACGAGCUGGUGUCCAAUGAGGUCGAGUUGCCAUUGUAUCCCGCGUUCACUGUGAAUGCUGGGCUGUCGAUUUCCAGUGGAGACACAACUGCAAUAUUGAACAUCACAGCGACCGAGAGGGUCUUCGCCAGUAUCGUGGUGACUCCUUCAAAUGAAAAUUAUUUAGAUGUUCGACCAGUCACAAAGGAUCCUUUCGGCGCAUUUUGGUUGAUUCCUGUUCAUGUUACGUCUGCUUACUGGAAGAAAGUUGGACUGGAGCAGACGCCAUUGAGCAUUUCGCUCACCUCUCCACUUACUGGUCAGCGACUGAUUGUUCCCGUAGAAAUAGUUCUCGUGGGAUCAGAUGCGGAAGCAAUUCGCAAGUGUGCCAUACGUGACACGGGCUCUUGGCUGGAAUCCGGUUUCAACUCGUUGCUCGUGUCGAACGUUUUGUUCGUCGGUGAGGCGGUGUUGGUGGUGGUGCUCAUCUUUGUUGCCUACCAGUUCCUGGUGGUUGGUCGGUGGGGAGCAGCGCCGAUGUCUGCAGCCCAGACUUCUUUUGUGUCGCCGAGUUGGUCACCAGGAAGAGGCGGCGGUGGUGGCGGCUCUUCGCCGUCGCAGGUGAUGCAGAGCCCCGUUGCCGGAAGCGCGAGUUAUUACGCGGGCACCCCGCUGUUCGGGAGCGCAAGAAAGCGCAACUUGUAUCCGGUUGCUAGUCCUUCGGGCGGGUUCUAGUUUUAUUUUUGUUCUGUUUGAUUACUGGAUGUGCAGUACUUAGUUGAACUUUUCGAGCUUUAUUCCGAAGACCGAAUCGAUUGUUUGCAGUGAGAGUGAGGUCGUCGUCGAAUGUUUACCGUACGCCCUUCUGCAUCGAGUUCAAGACUCGAGUACAGUAGUUGAAUUUUGCCAGAAUUGAGUAUGUUCUCGAUUUACUCUGUUUUUAGGGGGUGGGGGUGUACACUGUGUUGAUGACUUCCGUCAUCACUCGAAAAUUUUCAAUUGCGAAAUACUGUAUUUGCCCUAUCAUGAUGCUUCGUUAAAGACAUUCUCGUCUCCUAAAUUCAAUAUUUUCCGGUGAGCCGAAAACUUGAAAGCGUUUUGCCAAGACGUUGGCUGCUGUGAAAGGUCUUCAAGAAUUUUUUUGUUUUUUAUAUUAGAUUGAUCGCUCUUUGUGUACGAGAAAUAACAGAAGUUGCCAUGAUGUUCAUCUGUGUUUGGCAUCCGAAUUUUUGAUUUUUUGUACCAGACUUCUUUCGAAAAGAAGAGUUGUUGAUUCGAAUUCGGCGCUGAUGUGAUGGCAUUGUGCUUUUGUUAUGGCAAGUUUUUUUACGGAUGAUGGCAGCGAUUUCCCGUUGACUUAUUUUGCACUGCUUCGAUGAUCCGUAAUUUUCGUGAUUGUUCAUAGUUGUCGUUCGUGAAGGAGGCAGGGAGUGCCGUGCACUUCGCUGGCUACGUUCCUUCUCGCUGUGUUAUGAUCUGUAUUUGAAGAAUUCUUCUAGAACUCAUCUAAACUGUGCAAAAAAGGGGGGAAAUGCACCUGUACCAGUUGUCUCGCAUAACGGUUUGCUGCCAUCCAGUUGAUGCAUAAAUGCAGAUUCGAUGCAAUUUCCGUUUCUC